Messenger RNA from Punica granatum (pomegranate), 953 nucleotides. The record is from RefSeq and is a predicted model, not a curated record. NCBI's taxonomy places the organism in Eukaryota, Viridiplantae, Streptophyta, Magnoliopsida, Myrtales, Lythraceae.
AAAUAACCUCUUUUUUAUCAACAGUCUUGCUCAUAUGAACAUGUUUCUUAUUCAUCCCCAAAAAAAAAAAAAAAGAAAGAAAGAAAAACAAACAUGUUUCUUCUUCUUGCAGAUCUUGGCCCCAACCUUUUGGAGACAAUCCCACAGUACGGAUACUCCUCGAUGGUUUUACCUCAAGAAAGCCGACUCAAGGCCAAACCAAGAAGAUGAUAGUUCCACAGAGCAGACUUACAAGCAGAGGGGCCAGACCCUUCUAAUGGUGGCAACCCUACUCACGGCCGUUACUUUUGCUGCGGCUUUCACAAUGCCCGGGGGCUACAACAACAACUUGGGUCCGGACCAAGGAGUGGCCCUUCUGCAGUCGAGCAAGUACUUAAAGCGGUUCAUAAUAUCCGACACAGUUGCAAUGACCAGCUCGAUAACAGCAGCUUGUGUUAUACUGUGGGGAGCUGUGGUUGGCAAGAGGUCAUACGUGUACUAUUACUCGUGUGCGAUGGUGCUUACUUACAUUGCUCUUCAAUUGACUGCGAUGGCCUUUUCAACGGGCAUUUUAGCGGCAUUGCCCGACCAAGUUUAUGCCCACUCUAUGAGUCUGGUCAUCGGCAUCGUUUUUCAUAUCAGCACCUUCUUGUUCCUUUUCAGACUGGCACAAAUUUUCUCCAUCUCGGAGGUCUGUAAGUUUCUGGUUUUCUGCAUCAGAAAGCUGAACUGUAGAAUCCGCACUAGAUUGUAGAGAGGAAAUAUUUGUAAUUGUUUCUUUCUUUCCCUUGCUUCACAAGUCACACCUUUUGGCGGUGUCGACAACUUAUUCUGUCCCCAUAAGUUUAUUAGGCUAAAUGGAAUUUACUUUAUUGACAGCGCCAAUAGAAACCGAGCUAUUCGCUCUCCCAAAUUCAUUGAUAACUUUGCUAAACACAAACACCAUUAAAGGUUACUGAAACCCAACUCCGAUG